UUGAUUGAUCCGAAAAACAUACAUGGAUCCUUAAGUGUCGUCCGUAUUUAAUUAUUUAGACUUUAAUUUCUAAUCAUGUUGGUUAAUUCUCAAAAUAAAGAAACUAACUGUUUCUAGUGAUGGAGAAAAAGGGAAAGCAUCUUCCAUAUUGCAAGCUAGUUGUUUUCACGUGAAAGUUUACCUCCCUUCUCUAUCUUAUCUUCUUACAGAUUCUCAGUUACUAUCAGACCAUUUCUGCUGCUUUCCUUCUAUAAAAAGACACCAAAACACCCAAACACUAAUCACUCACUGAUAACUAUUACAAAAGAGAGAGAGAGAGAGAGAGAGAGAGAGAGAUCGACGAUCAUGGAGUCGGAGGGAAUAGAGCACCGAACAGUCCAAGUGAACGGCAUCAACAUGCACGUCGCCGAGAAAGGGCAUGGCCCACUCAUCCUCUUCAUCCACGGCUUCCCCGAUCUCUGGUACUCCUGGCGCCACCAAAUCCUCGCCCUCUCCGCCCUCGGCUACCGCACCGUCGCCCCCGACCUCCGCGGGUACGGCGACACUGACGCCCCCGCCUCCCCCUCCAGCUACACCUGCCUCCACGUGGUUGGAGACCUCGUGGCGCUCCUGGACACCAUCGCACCCGAUCAGGAGCAGGUGUUCGUGGUGGCCCACGACUGGGGCUCCAUCAUCGCUUGGUACCUCUGCCUGUUCCGGCCCGACCGGCUCAAAGCCUUGGUCAGCUUGAGCGUGGCGUUCUCGCCGCGAAACCCUCAGAGGAAGAUCAUCAAGUCCCUUCAAGCUGUUUAUGGCGAUGACUAUUACAUUUGCAGAUUUCAGGUCAACCUUAACAUCAGUCCCUAAUGGUAAAUUUGUUUACAAUUUAAUCAUCUUUCAAUUGCCUCUCGACUUUCAAUUUAGUUGUAAGCUUUUCUAAUGUUUUAAAGCGUGCCAUCAAGUUUCUUACAAUUUUCUUUGUCCACUAGAAUAAUUUGAAUAAACCAAAAAAAAUGUACAAAAACAUUGAAGGAUUUAAUGGUACGAAACAUAUUCGCAUGUUUUUAAAAUAUUAGAGGGAAACAGGUUUAAUGGACAAUUCAUGGGGGUAAUGGGAAUUACAAAAAAUUUUCCUUAACUUAUAUCAUGAAAUGAGAAAUGUAAGACUUAGACCAAAAAAGAAAAGACUAGUAAGAUUCACUUUCAAUUUUUUAAUUUAAUUGAACCUUAAGGCUUGCUUUUGCUUAUUAGUUUAAUCUCUACAAGCUACAACAUAUUGCAUUUGCCUAUUACGCUAUUCCAGUGAUUAUUUUAAAGAGCUUACUUUUCUACACCAUCUGGACAGAUUGAAAACGACCAUCUGUGUAAUGAAUCUAAAUCCCAAAGUAUUUUUAUUUUUUUUAUUUUUAUAAGUAGGAUGUGGCGUCAAUGACUCACUAUAUUGUUUGAUUGCAAUUUCUAUCUUUCAAAAGCAAAUAUUUGAGUCUGUUUUUGCUCAUCCUCUACCAACCCAAGUUAACCGUUAUUCUUCUUUAUAAUUAUGACGUAAUCCUGCUCUGUGUCAUCAAGAUUAAGUUUGGUUAAGCUAUACAUUUCAUUAAAUCUUUAUGAAAAAAAUAAUCAACUUUGUUAUAAGCUGAAAUUGCUAUGAAUGUUCUCUUCUCAUAGACUGUGAAUCUGAAUCAAUAAUCAAACUGGGUUUGUUCGAAAACACUAUUGUUUGUUUUUGGAGAGAAAGGUAAAUUCAUUACCAGCACAACAUAAUUACAAGAAAUGAGGCUCAACUACAAUAUAUGCACAUCCGAAAUAUGGACCACCACAGGAAAACAGAGAGAAGCCCAAAAAACAGACUUUUGUGCCCAAACAAAACACCAAAACAACAAGAUAGUAUCUCUGUAAUUUCGAAAUCCCAUACUCGCAUAAUAUCAAUUGCAAUUUUUCUUAUGACUAGACAAAUUACUCAUAU
Molecule: messenger RNA, 1945 nt
Organism: Pyrus x bretschneideri (Chinese white pear)
Lineage: Eukaryota; Viridiplantae; Streptophyta; Magnoliopsida; Rosales; Rosaceae
Product: bifunctional epoxide hydrolase 2
Exons: 2
Coding region: 346-846 (166 amino acids)
Molecular function (GO): hydrolase activity
Source: RefSeq, a predicted model, not a curated record